UAUGGAUGAAGUCGCAGAACAAAUGCGCACGUCGUGAACGUGCGCGGUGUCGCGGGGAUCUCUCUCUCUCUCUCCCUCUCUCUCCUGUUGAUUGUGGCUGCUGAGCGCGUGGAGGAGCACACACACACACACACACACACACACAGAAUCAGCUCGUCAGUGGAGAGAGCGUCAAACUAGAAGAGAAGCUGGUCUCAGGCAGGAUUCGCACUGGAUGUCAUUUCUCCCGGGUUUCGCUUAUAGAAAAGGACGCGUCAGUGUUUUCACUUGUAUCUUUGUUCUCAGUGUUGACUAAAGACCUCAGAGGAAUAAUAAUAACAACAACGACAAUAAUAAUAAUAAUAAUAAUAAUAAUAAUAAUAUAGUCUUUUAUUUUUUUAAAUCCUGGGCUUUUUUCCGCAGCUUUUUUUUGCGUCUCUCCUUUGUCACAGCAGAGUAGGUCGUGAUUUAUUUAUUUGUUUGUAUGUAACAUCACGGGAUUCAUGGUGGGAGCGUUUCCUUUCAUCAAUGUGCAUUGAUGUAGCAGAAAACGUGGAGGAGAUAAGAACCCUUAUCUCAGCACCUGGAACCAUUGAUAAGGAUUUCAUUGAGGACGUUCAGCAAUUAAAGGGAUUUCGAUUUCAUCCAAAUCGGGAUUUACACAUCCAAACUGGGAUCUAUGAGCGGAAAAGUGGCGAAGCCUAAAGAAGACAAGGAUGCUUCCAAGGUCCAGGAUGACGCUGCCCCAGGUACCCAGGAGUACAUUAUGUUACGGCAGGACUCCAUCCACUCCGCGGAUAUAAGGAGUAAAGGGUCCCCCUUUCGUGCUAAGUGUCACGAAAUCUUCUGCUGCCCCCUGAAGCAAGUCGUCCACAAAGAAAGUGCAGAGCCCGAAGAGCCCCAGCUGAAGGGGAUCGUGACAAAGCUGUACAGUCGACAAGGUUUCCACCUGCAGCUGCAGGCAGACGGAACCAUUGAUGGAACGAAGGAGGAAGACAAUGGUUACACCAUGUUCAACCUUAUUCCAGUGGGACUGCGAGUGGUGGCCAUCCAGGGGGUGCAGACCAAACUCUAUCUAGCGAUGAACAGUGAAGGCUACCUAUACACAUCAGAACACUUUACGCCAGAGUGCAAAUUCAAGGAGUCGGUGUUUGAGAACUAUUAUGUGACAUACUCCUCCAUGAUAUACCGGCAGCAGCAGUCAGGCAGGGGCUGGUACCUUGGUCUGAACAAGGAGGGCGAAAUCAUGAAGGGGAACCACGUCAAGAAGAACAAGCCAGCAGCCCACUUCCUUCCCAAACCUCUCAAGGUGGCCAUGUACAGAGAACCAUCCCUCCAUGACCUGACAGAGUUCUCCCGCUCCGGCAGCGGCACACCCACCAAGAGUCGGAGUGCCUCGGCCGUACUCAACGGAGGCAAAGCCGUGAGCCAGAAUGAGUCAACGUAGCCCGGUUUCGGAAAUCCGGGCCCUGUGGUUGAACCAUGAAACCUUACCUCCAGCAGAGCGUGAAUCCAAGCAGACUUCUCACUGAUCAGUGGUUCAGGACUUGCUACAACUAACAACACACAAACACCCACACAACAUCUAUAAAAUAAUAAUAAAAAAAACAACAACUACAACAACAAAAAACAAAAACACACAGCUAAGCUCCAUCUUGGUCGAUCACUGUUUCCGUCUCAAAAUACUGUAGUAUCGAAAGUAAGAAACUUGACAGAACACAAACCAUUCUAGACUUAAAGAGGCAAUUUAUAAAUUUGUUUUGGCCUUGGGAUUUAUUUAUUAACUCGAUUACUCUCUUUAGGUGAUAAUUGCAUAUACCAGUUAGCUCAUCUUUAUCCCUCUUUUCUCCUCAUUUUGUGUGGACAGUUACUUUUCUUUGGUCAUGUAGACAUCAAGCACUCGUGCAUCAGACAGUGACAAGAAGUUAGACAUGCAAGUGUUCAGGGCAGCCAGUAAUGAUGCUGGUCUACAGGCUGUAGUCGUACAGUGCAAACCCUGCUUCUGUGAAAACAAAGCCUAUAAACUCCCUGGUAUGGCACAGCCUAGAGUUGCUGGGACUGUGGCCAGCCAGAAGGUAGCUCUCCUGCAUCCUAGUGCACAUGCUCAGAGACUGAGCUCUCUGUAGCACAGGAAAAUGAAGCCUAUGUUCAGCUGACCUGAUAUAUAAAAAGGGACAGUGUGGCUCUCUUGCAGUUUUUUUUUUUUUCCUGAGAUACCACACCUGCACCUUUUUUUUUUGUUUUUUUGCUAAUUUACUGAAUUAGCAGAGAGCUUUUCAUUUGAUAACUGGUUUGUUAUUGUCUGUUCUCGUUCCCUGCCCUUGCCAUUGUUCAGUAUUUGUGUUUUUGUUGCCAUUUCGUCAUUGAAAGGAGUUCCAGCAAACCAAAGACAGAACCUAUGAGAGUCCCUUUAAGCCACUGAAACCGAGUCAGAAUUAAGGCAAAUCUGGAAUUGUUGUGCAUUGUACAUGUUUGAUGAAAAGAAAGCAAAGGUUGUGUGGGACAAAAAAAAGGAACAACAGACAAAGGAAGUGAUUUUAAACACUUUACAGUUAGCAACGCGCUUAAUGUUAUGCUUUUUGCUGAUGUGCUCAGUGGCUAAGUUCUGAAAUGAUUACUGAAAUGAUGUCCCCAUUACCUUCUGUUACUACUGUGUUCACAACGUCUUCGUCUUUUGUCCUCGUGAUCCGUCACCCCCACCCCCCUCCCUCUGUGCUCGUGUCAUGCUUCGACUCCUUUGCCAUCCGUUUUUGUCGACUUCUAUUGACUGAUGCGGUUCACCAUAGAAAUAUGGCGCAACAAGCCCCUUCCCCAGGAUGCUUGUUAUGUGUUUGAGUAACUUAUUGUGGUGAAAAUAUUUUCUAUAUUUAAAAAAAAAAGAAAAAGAAAGAAUACUGUGGAAUUUUAGGUGGCUUAACAUUUUAUAGGAUACGUCAUAUUUGUAAAAGUGAAAAAAGAUUAAAAAAACUAACCUUCC
Molecule: messenger RNA, 2956 nt
Organism: Solea senegalensis (Senegalese sole)
Lineage: Eukaryota; Metazoa; Chordata; Actinopteri; Pleuronectiformes; Soleidae
Gene: fgf13a
Product: fibroblast growth factor 13a
Exons: 7
Coding region: 659-1426 (255 amino acids)
Biological process (GO): positive regulation of gene expression; positive regulation of protein phosphorylation; positive regulation of cell population proliferation
Cellular component (GO): cytoplasm
Molecular function (GO): growth factor activity; fibroblast growth factor receptor binding
Source: RefSeq, a predicted model, not a curated record